UUCUUGUUUUUUUGUUAUCAGCAAGCGAAAAAACAAGGCCUUCUUGUUUUUGUACUUGUUUUGACCUCUCUAGUUUAAAUUAGAUGCACCCAAGAAAAUACGAUCAUCAUAAAAUCGACCCUUGCUAAUCUUGAUACUUGAUCUCUCUCUCUCAAAAAAAUAAAAAUGUCUCAGGGUCAUGAUCACGAUAGCAUGGAUCCUGGAUCCAUGUCUGAUAGUGGCAUGCAUAUGAGCCCAUCAGACAUGAUGAUGCAUAUGAGUUUCUACUGGGGAAAAGAUGCUAUAAUCCUGUUCUCUGGAUGGCCAAACGGCAGCCUCGGUAUGUACGUAUUGGCUUUCUUCUGUGUGUUCUUGUUGGCUGCUGCUAUCGAGAUCUUUUCGGUCUCCCCAACAGCUAAAAUAGGCACUCACAAUCCCAUAGUGGGUGCGCUUAUUCAAACCUGUGUUUAUGCUGUUCGUAUGGGUUUUGCUUACAUGGUCAUGCUUGCUGUCAUGUCUUUCAAUCUUGGAAUAUUCAUUGCAGCCGUGGCUGGUCACACCGUUGGGUUCUUCCUAGUGAAGGUUCGUGCUCUUGCUAUUGCCUACAAAAACGAAACCGCUCCCAAAGUUUGAUGAUGAUUCAGUAUGCAUUUCACUGACCAUGUAUUUUCUCUUCUGUUUCCUCUGUCUGGCAUGUUUGAUCAAGCAUCUUUAUGCGUGUGCUUUGUUUUCUUCGCCCUCUUUUGUGGUUCAAGCUGCAGGAAUUAAUAUAAAGUGUGCCGUUAAACUUCUGUUUAUAUAA
Messenger RNA from Populus nigra (black poplar), 781 nucleotides. RefSeq names its product copper transporter 2-like. Gene Ontology annotation, molecular function: copper ion transmembrane transporter activity. Gene Ontology annotation, biological process: intracellular copper ion homeostasis; copper ion transmembrane transport. The record is from RefSeq and is a predicted model, not a curated record. Gene Ontology annotation, cellular component: plasma membrane. The transcript has a single exon. NCBI's taxonomy places the organism in Eukaryota, Viridiplantae, Streptophyta, Magnoliopsida, Malpighiales, Salicaceae. The coding region runs from base 166 to 612 and encodes 148 amino acids.